GCCACACGUAAACCCACUCGCUUAGACCAACAUUGUCGUUCGGAGUUAUCGCUCUUUGCUCAAUUUAAAUAAUUUUUUACAAUUAUUUUUUUUUUACGUUUUAAUUAAUUCAUUUACGGUGAAAAAAAAGCUGGAUUGAAAUUAUUCUGUUUAUUUCUAAUGUGUUUUAGAUUAUAUUUUUAAAUCUAAGCAACGAAGAAAAUUUCGUUUUGUGAUUUCGUUAGUUGGAAGGAUUUUUUCACGGAAAGAACUUAGAGAAAUGCUGUCAGUGUCAUAUUUUCUUUGCUAAGUCGACAGGUUUACACCAGGUACAGGCAGCGGGGCAUCAGGGCAUAAAGGCAUCAAGGCAUUCGGACAUUUGGACUUACAUCAAUGCAGUCUGGAGGGAACGAUAAAAAUCGUAGAGUAAACAUUACCUGCAGAAAACCGUUAACAUAAUAUCAUUAGUGGAACAUCAACAACAGGACGUUACCAACACAUCACUAAUAGGACAUCACAAAUAGGACAUCAUCAAUAGGACAUCACCAAUAGGACAUAAUCAACAGGACAACAUCACCAAGACAUCACCAAUCGGACGUUACCAAUAGGACAUUACCAAUAGGACAUUAUUAACAGGACGUUACCAACACAUCACCAAUAGGACAUCACCAAUAGGACAUCAUCAAUACAACAACAUCACCAAGACAUAAUCAAAAGGACAUCAUCACCAAGACAUCACUAAUAGGACAUCACCAAUAGGACAUCAUCAAUAGGACAUCACCAACAGAACAUCAUCAAUAUUACAUUACCAACAGAACAUCAUCAACCGCUAACCCAACGAAAACUACCCCAUCGUGUCUGAGAUCCCAGCCCCGCUUAACUCCCCUAUAGGCUCCAAACCUCCACUACACCGCACUGAUCUCAUAACACUGGCGGUACCUGCUAUUUUGACGGGAUUAUAAAACUUUGAUGGGAGUUAUUGACGAAAUCUAUAGUGCGGUCGUUUGCCUUAUCUUGGUUCAUUGAGCUAUUUUUUUCUAGUCUUUGAGCAAUCUGAACAUUCAUUGAUGAUGUAAGUAUCAAAUGUGCCGACUUCGUUUUGUUUUUAACUCUUUAAAAAUUACAACGGAGUGGUGAAAAAUAAAUAAUGUGUCUUUUAAAAUAAUCAACUUUUGCUCAAGUUCCAUGGAUUUAUAAAGGAAAGUAGCAGAAAUCUCCGAAAAAAGUGCGCACAAAAAUUGAUUGAAAUUUCCCAGACGACAAAAUUGAUAGCGUGGUGCACAACCUCCCUGGGGUGAAGGUCACCGCGCGCGUGGAUGUCACCUCAGCGCGUGACGUCAUCGGCGCCAACGACGACAUCCGCGGCAACUCGGCAGAGGCGACGAGGACCUUCCGUCAAAACCCGACCCCUGUCGACCCUACGGUUAGCCGGAGUACGACCCCCGCUGACCGGAUCUCGACCCCCAUCAGGCGGAUCCCGGCCCCCGUUGACAGAAACGUGACCCCGAUCGACCGGAACACACGCUCGAUUGAAGGAACUUUGACCCCUGUUGGCCGGAGUACGACCCCCGUCGGUCAAACCUCGACCCCCGGUCACAGUUUGACCCCCGUGGAUGACAGUCCGACCCCCGUGGGGGACAACUCGCGAAAGAUUGUGAUUAAGGAGACCAGACCAUGGACAGACGGCAGGCAGGCUAUCGUGGAUGACGUCAUCACUUCCGCUUCCGGCAGUGACCCCCGCCCCAGCAGCCUCGGUAACGGAAGUGUGAACAGGGCGGUGCAUUUUGAAAUGCCAGUUUCCUCCUACGCCGAGACCACCGACGCCGAAGAAAGCACAAAUGGCCACACACCUAUCAACAUCGACGACGCCGAAGAAAGUAAAGUUCGCUGGGAUUGGUCGAACCGUCAGAGCAAGAUCGUGAUUGGCUCGUUUGUCUCUAUGAUCAUCGCUGUGACGUGGGUGGCCUUCAGUGUGUUGGUUCAGAACGCCGUGGAGACCAAGUCCUUUGACGCGCCCUUCUCGCUCACGUACUUCUUCCUGGUGUGUCCAGUUCUGCUCUUUCCCGCCUAUUUGUGUGCUGCCCGCCUUGCCAACUACCAACCCACGUUGGAGAUUUUAAGAGAAUGUAUCCACGUGUACCGAGGCAGCGACGAGUUCCAGAAACUGCCGUUCGUCUGGAAGUCGGUGCUCUUCUGUCUGGUGUCCACCAUCACCAUGUACACGUACAUGAAGGCCUUGUACAAGCUGGAGGCCUCGGACUGCACCGCCCUGUACGCAGCCAAUCACAGCUUCGUUUACUUACUGUCGUGGAUUGUUUUGUUUGAGAAGUUCAUAGCCAUGAGGAUUUUUGCCAUGAUAUUCUCAAUCACUGGUAUCGUGUUGUUCGCCUAUGUUGAUGGCUACGGCAGCCCGGCCAUGUUUGGUGUCGUCAUGGGCGUGGCCUCAUCUUCAGGUGCAGCUGUUUACGGGGUGCUGUAUAAAAAAUUUAUUGGUGAGGCCACAGGUGCCCAGGCCGCCUUCUUUAUAUCUGUUGUAGCGUUCUUCUCCUUGAUAUUGCUACUGCCACUGUGGUUGUUGCUGUACCUACUGAACGUGGAGAAGAUCAACUGGGGUGAGGUGCCCUGGGGAAUGAUCCUACCAAGUGCUUUCUUAACUAUAGUGUAUUGGUGUGUAAAAGAGUGUACCGUCAAACUGACCUACAAAGUUUUCAUCGGCCUCGGCCUGGUGUUAGCCAUACCUGUGUGUGCGUUGGCAGACGCAGAAUGGAAAAAUCGGAAAUUCCCAGGAAUGAAAAUAGCCGCCCUGGUACUCAUCACGAUCGGUGUCAUUCUAAUUUUGUUGCCGGAAAAUUGGCACGACUUCUUUUGUAAACAUCUGAGAGGCAAACAACGAGACAGCGAGCAGCAGACGAUAGGCAACAGUACAACACUUAGAGGGCGGCUCAGCCGAACUUCGUAUAUGUGAUUUUAACACAAAUCAUUUCUUAAUAAAUAAUUAAAAUACGUCUAUUUGGUCGGAAUUUUAGUUAAGAGAAACGCAUAUGCAAAAAGACAAAUCGAACAAGACCUAAAUAAGAUUACUUAAUAUAAAAUCAUGUUUGUUUUAAUUGUAUGUGUUCGAAGUGUACUGAAAUUAUUUAACAUCAUAUAACUUUUAUUUACGUUAAUGUUGUUUCAUGCAUAAAACUAUUGAAUGAAUAUGAAGGCUAUGAAGGCUUCACACAUUAAAAAGUAAUUUUAUAGGUCUAUAUGUAUAAAUAUAAUUAUAAAUAUAUAUGAAUAUACAUA
Messenger RNA from Physella acuta, 3267 nucleotides. RefSeq names its product solute carrier family 35 member F3. The record is from RefSeq and is a predicted model, not a curated record. NCBI's taxonomy places the organism in Eukaryota, Metazoa, Mollusca, Gastropoda, Physidae.